AUGCCGUCUGCACCACAAUGGAUGGACCAGGAAGAUCAUACCCUGAGCAUGGCUAUAGUCACUCACAGUCUCAAUCCGACCAUCGGCACAGACCAGAAGUCAGAGACGCUGUACAACAAAAUCUAUGCUGAUUAUCUGUCAAAGCACCCGGUCCCGGCGCGCAAAGCCGCACCUAAGGAACAGCAGCCAGACACCACUCCUCUGGCGCAGCGCAAGUUGACAGCCGUCAUCAGUCGAGUCAGACUCAUUCAGCGAGUCCUCACCAGAUUCGCGCCAUACUACCGAAAAGCAGCGUCGGCCAAGGUCAGCGGCGCCAAUGAAUCUGAUGUCUUGUCCGCUGCCAUCACGGACUUCGAUACGAAUGUAUCUUCGGAGACAAUCCAUGUGCGCACCUGCUGGAGAAUUUUAGGAUUGCAUCCGAAGUGGCGAGGCAUGGGUGAGGACAAGGAGUUGACCGCCAGUCUCGAAGCGCAGAGACGAAGGAAAAGGGCUGAGCGAGACAACGAUGCCGAAGACAGUCAGGGGCAGGUUGCUUUGAUCGAUCACAAACGACCAAAGGGCGAGAAGGCUGCAAAAGCUGCAGCACACAAGGGUGUAAACUAG
Molecule: messenger RNA, 603 nt
Organism: Protomyces lactucae-debilis
Lineage: Eukaryota; Fungi; Ascomycota; Taphrinomycetes; Taphrinales; Protomycetaceae
Exons: 1
Coding region: 1-603 (200 amino acids)
Source: RefSeq, a predicted model, not a curated record